AUGAUUAUUUUGAUUUUGGUGGCCUUUCUCAAUAUAUGCAAUGGCCAACUUAAAUGCAAGGACUCACACAAUUUAACUGUCUAAAUGGAACUCACAAUCUUGAUCCCUAACUACGACUGUAUUCUCAAUACUACUGAAGAAGCCUUGGUUAAUAUGACAUCGUAGAAUGCAAGUUUAGUUAUCACAGGAGAAAAGCUGCAACUUAAUGAGAAUGUCCACUUUGAAGGAUUCUCUGCUGUCCAAUUUUUGGAGUUAGAAGUAAACACAAAUACACAUUCAUUAAUCUCCGAUUCUCCAAUCUUAUUGAAGAAGGUCACACUUCUGAAGCACUGUCGUUUCCUUGCUACACACAUCAAAAUUGAAAAUAGCACGAUUACUUAGAACGUGUUCAGAAAUAGACAAAUGUUUUCUUCGCCCGUUGUGAUUAACGGGUUAUUCAUCAAGGACUCCUCCCUCUUCCAAAGUUCAAUCACUAAUCAUUACUUAGAACUAUAAAACCUUUUUCUGGAAUCAGUCCACAUUAUUAACUCAACGUUAGGAAGUGUAGAUUGCAUUAAUUAAAUUGCCAUUUAAAAUUCAUUUAUAGCAUCUAGUGAAUUUUUAAACUGCAACAUAAUUUAAGAAUUCUAAUUGUAUAACACCUUUAUCAUAUUGUCCACCUUGAUAAGAGCAUCAGGAAGUGUCCAUAUUUCUAUUAGAAAUGUCUCACUUAGCAAGGCCACUUUGUUUAUAUUGGAUAAUGAAAAUUAAGUCCAAAUGAAAAACAUCAAUUUUUCAGAAAUAACCUCCGAUACCUCAUUAAUUACUGUCAACAGUCCCUACCUUAACAUAACCAAUAUGAUGAAUUAUCAAUUGAAAGUCUAAUCGAUAUUUUAAAUAAGUAGCACUGACAUGUUUGUUAAGAACAUAACUUGUCAGAAACUAGAUGGAAGUAUAUUACUGUCAAAUUAAAGUUAAGAUCUAACACUCUUAAUUAAUCAAUUUAAUUUGAUAGAGAGUACUUCUAAAAGAUUAUUUGACAUGAGUGGGUCUUUUCAAAUUCGAACUGGGAUAUUCAAAUAAAAUAACUGUUCAUUAAUAAAUAGCUUAAUAAUUCAUGAGGUCUGGAUCGAUUCAAUGAUAUUUCAAGAUCUCAACAAUUAGCUAAUAUUAUCGGUUUCUGAUUCUAAUACUCUUCAUUUGACAAAUUUAACAAUCACAUCUUGUGAACAAAUUAUGUUUGCCAAAUUUAACACUGUCAUUAGUGUAAGUCUACAGAAUAUUAAAUUGAGUAAUUGUAAGGAAUGUAAUUUUUUAGUUUUAAAUCAAACAAACACAUUUAUUAAAGACAUCACUAUAUUGGAUGUCUAGAAUUUCUUUAGUACUUUAAUAUUCUCUUGGAAUACCAAUAUUGUAUUGAAAAGACUAAACCUUAGAAAUAUAUAUUCUAAUGCUCAAUAAAUCGUCACCUUGUUUGAAAGCGAAGUGAUUGAACUAUCGAAUUUAAUAGUGAACAAUGUAGAUUGUCAAUAUUGUUAAGGAAUUAUUAAAAUUUCUAAUUUCCAUUCAGCUCAAAUUUUAAAAUCUAGUUUCUCAAAUUUAUCCACAUCUUAGGGAACAUUGAAUAUUGAAAACACAACUAACUUCACAGCAAUAAACAACCAAUUUAUUAAUAUAACUGCUAUUGAUGGAUCUAGUUUUUACAUUUUCAAUUCCUCCAUCAAAAUAUUGCAAAAUGAAUUCAUCAAUUUAGCUGCCAAAUCAAAAGGAGGAGCCGUUUAUCAUAUUCAAGCAUAUAAUACAACUUACUAUAUUGAAAACAAUAGUGUUUCAAAUGUUACAUCCACAAAAGGACAACUCACAUACUUAGUUACAGAAUCAAUAACAGCAUAAGUUACUGAUUUCUAUAUAGAUGGACCUGUGUUCUUUGAGAUUUUUAAUUAGACCUACAGUCUUAAUAGUCUUAUAAGAAAAUAGGUGUUCUUAUCUUUUCAGAAUUUUAAAAGCGGAAAGGAAAUUAAAUUUAAUAUAAGUAUUUUGGACAGUGACAAAAAUAAAUUGUGUAAAUUCCAAGAGAACAUCUAUUUAAACAAUUAUUCAUACCAUUUUGAUUAGUAUAGAUGCAAUUAUGAAAUUACAUACUUGUAUUAUCAACAAGAACCUCAAGAUGAAUAACUUGUAAUAAUAAUUCUGUUGGAAUAAUUGAAAUUAUAUAAUAACAACCCAUUUUCUCUUUAAGUUUUACUGAACUUCACUUAAUGUGAAAUUGGAGAAUAAUGGAUACGUAAUUCAUGUCAAAAAUGCAUCUAUGGAACAUAUAGUUUCGACACCUAGGCUCCCUGCAUACAAUGUUUACCAUAAGCUUAAUCUUGUUUAGGAGGAGCCGAGAUAGACAUAAAACCAGGAUAUUGGAGACCACAUAAUCUAACAGCCAGCAUUGAGCGAUGUAAGCCCUAAUUAUCAGUGUGUUUGGGUGGCAAAAAUAAUUUUACUUGUGGUGAAGGGUAUUUAGGAGCAAUUUGUUAAGAUUGUGAUUAUUACUCGAUUAGAUGGGAGAAAUCGUAUGCUAGAAGUCUCUCCAAUUAUUGUGCCGAGUGCCAAUUCAAUUUGAUCGAUCAAAUUAAACCAAUUCUAGCAUUCUUGUGGAUUUCAAGUGUCCUCUAUUUCUCUGUUUGUGGAGCCUUGAAGAUGGCUAGGGCUUAAUUGGUUGGACGUUAUCUUAGACUUAUUGGAUUGCACUUUGGCACCAGAUCGUCUAUGACUAUAGAUCAAACUGAAGUGUUGCUCAAAAUGAUUUCUACUUACUUUCAGUUGCUCUCCAUUCUAUUAGUUCUUAAUAUCAAGAUACCCCAGCCAUUUCAAUUUCUAUCUCAAAUCAUUGGAAACCCUCUUCAAACCUUUGGAUUUCAGAUUGAAUGCUUACUCAUUAAAAUGCAAUUCUAAAUUGAAAUCGUGUACCUCAAGUAAAUAUGGAACCUAAUUACUUCAAUCAUCUUUGUAUCUCUUUUUAUUUUCACUUAUUUCAUCUAAUCUCUUUGCAAACAUUUGGAAAACUCAAUCCAAACGAUGUUCAUAAAUAGUUUGAUUCAGGUUCUGUUUUAUUUCUAAGGGGAUUUGAUUGAAGGCUUGUUUGAAAUCCUCUUUUGUAUCAAGGCAUCCGGAUAAUAUUAUAUAUAGGCAUCCACCCAAUAUAUAUGUUAUACCCCUGAACAUCAAAUUUACAUAAGAGCCUACAUAAUACCUGUUUUAUUGACUAUUGGGUUAUUCAAGCCUUUGUUUUACUUCAUUAAGCUUAAUAGAAAUAAGAGCAAACUGUGGACUUGUUAAAUUCGAUUGCCAUACGGCUACCUGUUUAUAGAGUACAAGAAUCAAUACUACUAUUGGGAAUUCGUUCGAUUUAUAGUUAAAUCAUUGUUUUACAUCCUUUCUACAUUGCUGAUUCAAGAUUUCAAAUUAUUAUUCCUGUUCGUCAUUUUGGUUUUACUCUGUUAUUUAGAGUUACUCAACAGGACCCAACCAUAUUUAGAGUAUAAGUUCAAUGUUUUAGAUAAAGUUUCAACUUAAUUAGAAAUUGUCAGUUUAAUAUUAGCUUACAUUUAGGAUGAUAACAAUAAUUAAUACAUAGUAGACAUUACCAACAUUUUAAUAUCCAUAAUUAACCUGAUUUUCAUUCUCUAUUUCAUUUAUAAAAUCCUAAUAGAGUUGAGUUUAGAAUAUAAGAAGAAGAUCUAAGAGAAAUUGAUUGCUCUGAUUGAAAGGUAUCCUUGGUUGGGUAAAUGUAUCAAGAAACCAGUUCCUUCGACGAUGCCAGCGCGUAUCAAUUAUUUAUGGAAGAAGGCCAGAAUGCAUGUUUAUAAUUUUAUUUCUCAAAUUGGAAGUACUUCCGAUACGAAAAGUCAAUCGUCAACUGUUUAUCGUAGCCUUGAUGUUAGUUAACCGAAAUUGCUUUUCACUCUUAAACCGCAACUCAUGAAAUACUUGUAAUGUCCCCAUUCUCAUUUGCCAAAUUAAGGUUAAUAAUUAGAAAUUUCACAAUAGUCUAGCUAAAAUGUCUCUGUAAAUUAGAGUUAGAUUUUGGAGAAACCCUCAUAAAUUACUGAUUAGUCGCUUAUUUAGCAUAAGCAAGAGUAAAAUAACAAAGAUGAAGAAAGUUCCUAAUUGCAAAGGUAGGCCUCUAAUAAAAACAUAAAGAAAACCACAUCUGUUUUAAUUUAACCAAAACUUAAAGUUAAAGUGAUAAAAAAACAACGAAUUUGA
This is a messenger RNA of Paramecium tetraurelia, 4236 nucleotides long. RefSeq lists its product as uncharacterized. The record is from RefSeq and is a predicted model, not a curated record. The transcript is spliced from 3 exons. Lineage: Eukaryota; Ciliophora; Oligohymenophorea; Peniculida; Parameciidae.